CCGUUCCGUGGACGGUGUUUAUUAGCCAAUUUUACCAUUACGAAUAGUUUACUGAUAAAGUUAUUUGUUUUAACCGAUGCUACCGGUUGCGUGGGUAUUUAUUCUGAUUUAUUCAUUUGUGAGAGUCCAGGAUGAAAAAAAGCCGAGUUUUGGAGAUGCUUUUUCUCUGCGUUUUGAUCUCCAGCACAGCAUCCGCGCUCGAAUGCAUCCAAUGCAAGGGGGUCGAGAACUGCAACGAUCCAGCCCAGGAUAACGUGGUGAGGUGUGAUCACGGUUAUGCCCAUUCCACGCUUCAUCGUCUGACGGAUAUGUAUCCAACCGUCGAGGAGGAAAUCGAACCAUCGGAUGAAUUUAUUUGCGUGUUUGCUAAUUUCACGUUGCAGAAUCAACCGGUCGAGCGGUUCAAAACGAAGGGUUGUUUGUUUAAAAAUUAUAGAACUUGUAGCCUGAAACCGCUUGAAUCUACUGGCCAUCUGGAUUGUUUGAGUUGCAACUCGGACCGAUGUAACAGUGCCGCUGACCUGGUUUGCAGUACCCUGCUCAUUGUGGCAGGAUGGUUUGCCACGCAAUUGUUCCAAAAAGAUUAACUUUUGCGUAACAUUUAAGAACAUUUUCACUGCCGACA
Messenger RNA from Wyeomyia smithii (pitcher-plant mosquito), 625 nucleotides. RefSeq lists its product as uncharacterized. The record is from RefSeq and is a predicted model, not a curated record. The transcript is spliced from 3 exons. NCBI's taxonomy places the organism in Eukaryota, Metazoa, Arthropoda, Insecta, Diptera, Culicidae. Bases 132 to 587 code for a protein of 151 amino acids.